AUGAUAUCCGAUCUUCCAAGGGAUUUGGCGGAGGAGGUGCUCUCAAGGCUUCCGGUGACAUCUCUAAGAGGAGUGCGAUUUACCUGCAAAAAGUGGAACAGUUUAACGAAAAAUCAGAGCUUGCAGAUCGGUAAUAAGCAGAGGACGGAGUUUCAAGUGGUCAUGUUGCUCGAAGAUAGAGCGUAUAGGCAAACUCCUCUAUUCGACAGGUACGCUCUAGGAUACGAGAAGAAGAACAAGAACAAGUACUCGCUCCGUGGUGGCUACAAAGUGUUGAGAUUUAUGGAUGAUUACGACUCGAGCGUGAAGAAACGAAUCACUGAGUUUGAAAUCUACAGUUUAGAGUCUGAUUCGUGGAAGGUUGUUCAUGUGAAUCCGGACUGGGAUAUUGAGUGGUUUCAGCGUGGCGUGUCUCUCAAGGGAAACACCUACUGGUAUGCUCAAGAGAAGGUUCCAGUGGUAGCACAAGGAAGAGCGAGAGAUAUAUCAGAUCAGCGUGAUUUCUUACUCUGCUUUCAGUGCUUUGAUUUCACAACGGAGAGAUUUGGACCGCGCCUGCCUCUGCCUUUCCACUCCUUUGGAGAAAUAGUGACUCUAUCUAGUGUUAGAGAAGGUCAGCUUGCGGUGUUAUUUCAGAAAAUUGGUGGACUAGCAUUAUACACCCUCAAGAUAUGGAUCAGUAGCAAGAUUGAUAUAAACCCAUUCACCGGUUUUCAGUUUCUUAAAAUUGGUGGGAGUUUCUUCGUUGACGAGAAGAAGAAGGUCGCGGUGGUUCUCGAUGUAGACAGAGGUAGAUCUUGCCUCACACGUAACACGGCCUACAUGAUUGGCGAAAAUGAUUACUUCAAAAAAGUGGAUCUCGGACAUUGUUGGCCACUUGUGUGCUCUUAUGUUCCAAUCUCAGUGCAAAUCAAGCAAGCUUCACCACCAAGCAACAAGAAGAACACACCCUAA
This is a messenger RNA of Microthlaspi erraticum, 954 nucleotides long. The record is from the annotation of a GenBank genome assembly. NCBI's taxonomy places the organism in Eukaryota, Viridiplantae, Streptophyta, Magnoliopsida, Brassicales, Brassicaceae.